This is a messenger RNA of Ceratosolen solmsi marchali, 2145 nucleotides long. It is a transcript of the gene csul, whose product is annotated as protein arginine N-methyltransferase 5. Bases 108 to 2015 code for a protein of 635 amino acids. The record is from RefSeq and is a predicted model, not a curated record. Gene Ontology annotation, cellular component: cytosol; nucleus. NCBI's taxonomy places the organism in Eukaryota, Metazoa, Arthropoda, Insecta, Hymenoptera, Agaonidae. The transcript is spliced from 12 exons. Gene Ontology annotation, biological process: peptidyl-arginine N-methylation; regulation of DNA-templated transcription.
UCGAACCGAAUAAUAAUAGUUAAUAGUAGUGGUCCAAUGUUGGGCAUAUUUUUAUUACAUGCACGUUAUCUGUUCAGUGGUUGAAAAUUGAUAUUUACAAGCUAAUCAUGAAUGUUUCUAAAAGUGCCUCUUGUGGUUUAGAUUUUUGUUCAGUUCCAGAUUUAAAAAAUUGUUUGUACAUUGCUAAUGUGUCUAAAUAUCAAUUUGUAAUUAUUCCAUUGGUUCAUCCCAAUUUUAAACGAGAAUUUAUUUUUGGUAGUGCAGAAAAUCGUUCUGGACCGUGGACACGAUCAGAUGUGAUACUUUGUAGUUCAGUACAUUGUAUAUUCAUAGAUUGGAACACUUUAGUCGUUGGUAAAUUAUCACCUCACAUAUAUGUAGAUUCUAAAGUACCUGCAGUAGCUAAAAACAGUGAAGAAACUUUGUGCCAAGAAAUAGCAUUGGCUAUUCAUUUAGGAUUAGUUGCGAUUACUUUUAAAUUAAAUGGAAUAUUAAAAAAAAAUAUGAAUCUUGCUAGAAUAAUAUUUAAUAAACUUGCUGCAACUCCUCAUUUUCAAGCUCAAAUAUGGGUGCAAAUUCCAAUGGAAAAUCCAAUAAAACAAGCAUAUUUUUAUAGAGAGGAUAAGGAUAUCAAUCAGUUAAAAAUUGAAAGUCCUUGGCAAUGGUGGAAUGAAUUUCGAAUAGUUUGUGACUAUAAUAGAAAGCUUAUUGUUGCUUUAAUUGUCAGUCAUGAUUUGCCUGACAAAGAAGAAAUUGAUAGAUGGUUAGGUGAACCAGUUAGAUGCUUAAUUAUCCCUACAACAGUAUUUAUUACAAAUAAAACAGGUUUUCCAGUAUUGAGUAAAGCUCAUCAAAUGAUGAUAAAAAAAUUUUGUUCCCUUAAAGUUCAGUUUGUUAUAACUGGUGCUAGUCGUCACCAAAAUAUAGUUUAUUAUUAUCAUUAUAUCGAUCAUUUAUGGAAGAAUUGGCAACCUAAUGGACCUAUUGAUUCUUUUGCUCGAGGCUUUGAAGAUUAUCUUCAAUGUCCCUUACAACCUUUAAUGGACAAUUUAGAAUCUGGAACGUAUGAAGUUUUUGAAAAAGAUCCAAUAAAGUAUACUGAAUACCAAUCUGCUAUCCAAAAGGCCUUAAUAGAUAUAAGAUUACAGAGAAAAAAUAUUAAUAAUAAUGAAACAAUAGUAAUUAUGGUGGUUGGUGCUGGACGAGGACCAUUAGUUCGUGCUGCAUUAAAUGCCUCAAUAAAAAUCAAACAAAAAACUAAAAUAUAUGCAAUUGAGAAAAAUCCUAAUGCAGUUUUAACCUUGCAAGCAUUACAACAAGAAAUGUGGGGGGAAACAGUGAUAAUAGUGUCUUCUGAUAUGAGAAAAUGGAAUGCUCCUGAGAAAACUGAUAUUUUAAUCUCUGAACUAUUAGGUUCAUUUGGUGAUAAUGAACUCUCACCAGAAUGUUUAGACGGAGUUCAGAAAUUCUUGAAAGAUGAUGGAAUAAGCAUACCAUGUUCUUAUACAUCUUAUAUUGCUCCAGUUCAAUCUUCUAAAUUAUAUAAUGAAGUAAAAGGAUGCAAAGAAAAAGAUAAACAUCCUUUAUCACACUUUGAAAUGCCUUAUGUGGUUCAUUUUCAGAAUAAAUAUGAUAUUGAUCUUCCUCAACCACUUUUUACUUUUUAUCAUCCAAACAAAGAUUUGAAAAUUGAUAAUUCAAGGUAUGGUAAAAAUAUUUUUAAAGUUAAGCAAGAUUGUGUGCUUCAUGGAUUUUCUGGUUAUUUUGAUGCAGUUCUGUAUAAAAAUAUAAAGAUUAGUAUCGAACCAAGAACUCAUAGCCCUAGAAUGUUGAGUUGGUUUCCUAUUUUCUUUCCUAUAAAGGAUCCAGUAAAUUUGAAAGCAGGUGAUGAAAUAGUCAGCCACUUUUGGCGAUGCUGUAAUUUAAAAAAAGUCUGGUAUGAAUGGGCCAUCGAAAAACCAAUACCUGUUGCUAUUCACAAUCCAUGUGGCAGAUCUUCUACUAUUGGAUUAUAAUGAAUGUAGACCAAAAAUAUUGAUCAUCAUGUAUACAUACAAAUUGAACUAGUACAAUUUGGACCAUAAAAUAUUUGAAAAUUAUUUUACUUAAAUAAAAUAUUUUCAAAUAAAUGUUAAUUUUUUUUAU